Molecule: messenger RNA, 1749 nt
Organism: Sphenostylis stenocarpa
Lineage: Eukaryota; Viridiplantae; Streptophyta; Magnoliopsida; Fabales; Fabaceae
Source: the annotation of a GenBank genome assembly
AUGUUGGAGAAAGUGGAAGGAUUUAACAUGGAGAGAGUGAUGGAGGAAUUUGAGAGGGUGACAAAGGAUGCUGGGAGGAUUCAAAGGGAGACCCUGAAAAGGAUUUUGGAAGAUAACGCUUCUGCUGAGUACUUGUUGAAGUUGGGCCUGAAUGGGAGGACUGACCCUGAGAGUUUCAAGGCCUUUGUUCCACUGGUCACUCACAAGGAACUGGAGCCUUAUAUCAAUAGAAUACUUAAUGGUGAUACUUCUUCUGUUCUCACUGGCAAACCCAUCACCACCAUGUCUUUGAGUUCUGGCACUACUCAGGGAAAGCCAAAAUAUGUGCCAUGGAAUGAUGAACUGUUUGACACCACAUUGCAGAUAUAUCACACCUCUUUUGCCUUCAGGAACAGGGAAUUUCCCUUAAACAAUGGCAAGGCCUUGGGCUUUAUCUACAGCAGCAAGCAGUUCAAGACUGAAGGGGGUGUGCUAGCUGGAACUGCCACAACCAAUGUGUUCCGCAACCCAGGGUUCAGGAAUGCAAUGAAGGCCACUCAGUCCCCAUUUUGCAGCCCUGAUGAAGUUAUAUUUGGUCCUGAUUUUCACCAAUCAUUGUACUGCCACCUCUUGUGUGGGCUAAUCUUCAGGGAAGAAGUUCAGAUGGUGUCUUCCACAUUUGCACACAGCAUUGUGUAUGCUUUCAGGACCUUUGAGCAAGUGUGGGAGGAGCUUUGUGUUGAUAUCAAAGAAGGGGUUCUUAACAGCAAGGUCACAGUUCCAUCCAUUCGGACAGCCAUGUCUAAGCUGCUCAAACCUGACCCUGAGCUGGCCAACUUGAUCCACGGCAAGUGCAUGGGGCUGAGUAACUGGUAUGGCCUAGUACCAGAGCUUUUCCCCCAUGUUAAGUAUGUUUAUGGAAUCAUGACUGGGUCAAUGGAACCUUAUUUGAAAAAGUUGAGGCAUUAUGCUGGAGAGUUGCCUUUGUUGACUUCUGACUAUGGAUCUUCUGAAGGGUGGGUAGGAACCAAUGUGAAACCAAGAGUGCCACCCGAAUUGGCCACUUACACUGUGCUUCCUCAAAUUGGCUACUUUGAAUUCAUCCCUCUGAGAGAGCAAGAAGGAACUAAGGGAGAUGCAAGUUUCCGUUGUAUGGAUCCUCAGCCUGUGGGACUCGCUGAUGUCAAGGUGGGUGAGGAGUAUGAGAUUGUCAUCACCAAUCCUGCAGGCUUGUACAGGUAUCGACUUGGUGAUGUGGUGAAGGUUAUGGGGUUCUAUAACUCAGCUCCAGAAGUGAAGUUUGUUAGGCGUAGCAACCUUCUACUUAGCAUCAACAUUGACAAGAACACAGAGACAGAUUUGCAGUUAGCUGUGGAAGCAGCAUCUCAAUUGUUGGCAGAGGAGAAAUUGGACGUUGUAGACUACACAAGCCACAUAGAUAUAUCCAAAGAGCCAGGCCACUAUGUGAUAUUCUGGGAAAUCAGUGGGGAAGCAAGUGAAGAAGUGCUUGGUGGAUGUUGCAACUGUUUGGACAAGUCUUUUGUGGAUGCUGGCUACACCAGUUCUCGCAAAGUCAACUGCAUUGGGGCCCUUGAACUCCGAGUUGUUCGGAGAGGAACAUUCCAGAAGAUUCUUGAGCACUUCCUCUCACAAGGAGCUGCUGUGAGUCAGUUCAAGACACCAAGAUGUGUAGGCCCUACAAACACCAAAGUGUUGCAAAUAUUGAAUGAAAAUGUUGUGAAGAACUAUCUCAGUACUGCCUUCAAUUGA